CGUACGUGUUGUAUCUCUCGUCAGCUGGUUGUUUUUGCAGGUAGUGCUUUGUUUUGAGGUUCGUGUUAAGCUACAGUGCAGUGAUAAGAACCCGAUUAUUAUUGUAGUUUGACACUCGUCAAACAGCGAUGGAGCCUACUGCGUCCCUAUCAGCAAGCACUCUUCCAAGCCUUGCCUUUGCUGCACUUCUCUUUAUUGUGUCCAUCGUUGUUGGUUACGGACUUGGACGAAAGCUCCCCACCGUUGACCGCUUGGUUGUUGUAUGGCUCGUGUAUGACGCGCUUACACAUUUCAUUUUGGAAGGUGCGUUUCUCUAUUAUUCCAUGGUUGCUACUGUGCAGACAUCAGAUGGGUUCCUAACUGAUUUGUGGAAGGAGUAUUCCAGGGCCGAUUCUCGUUGGGGUGAGUCGGAUCCGACAAUCGUCUCGUUGGAAAUACUGACGGUGGUUGUAGAUGGACUUCUAGCUGUUGUCUUGAUUUACGCAAUCCUAGCCAAGAAACACUACAGGCAUUAUGUACAGAUUGUACUCUGCGUGUGUGAAAUUUACGGCGGUUGGAUGACGUUCUGUCCAGAGUGGUUGACCGGUAGCCCGAGCCUGGACACCAGCAAUGCACUGUUUCUCUGGGUCUACCUCGUCUUCUUCAAUGGCAUCUGGGUCGUGAUACCCGGCGCCCUCAUGUGGCAGUCCUGGGUUAGUCUACGAGACCAGCAUGCCAAGCUUGAGGGGCGUGCCAAGGGAAAAAGAAAGUAGCUCGGCUCUAUGUAUAUUUUGUUCAAUUAAAGGCACUGGACACUAUUGGUUAUUACUCAAAAAAAUUGGUAGCAUAAUCAUACUUGGUGAUGAGCAAUUGAGAGCCUUAAUUUCCAUAAGCACAGUAAUUCGGAGUGAAACUUUCUCAAAAUGCAUUAUACUUCAAAGCUGCUGUACUUCUUUACCAAGUACGUUUUUAUUACAAUUAAUGUUCGAAGCCAGACCAUUUAUUUUAAUGCCUUGUGAAAUAUUGCCUGAAAAGUACAAGUUCCUUUAUCCCCUGUACAUUUUGAGAAAAUCACUUCAAAACAGAAGCAUGUCUCAGGAAUAAUUUGACUGAGAAACGUGGAUUGAUGUUUUGUUUAAAUUGCCUUGGGAAUGAUAUAAGUUUGAGAAGUAUGAAAAAUCAUAGAUUUGUAUAUUUUUAUGCAAAUAUUGUUUCCAUAUCUAAAUAGACACUGCACAUUAAAGCCAUUAUACACUUUCGGUAUAGACAAAAAAAUAAAAGUUCACAGAUUUACAAAUAAUUUACAGGG
Molecule: messenger RNA, 1288 nt
Organism: Asterias rubens (European starfish)
Lineage: Eukaryota; Metazoa; Echinodermata; Asteroidea; Forcipulatida; Asteriidae
Product: emopamil-binding protein-like
Exons: 5
Coding region: 129-752 (207 amino acids)
Biological process (GO): sterol metabolic process
Cellular component (GO): endoplasmic reticulum; membrane
Molecular function (GO): cholestenol delta-isomerase activity
Source: RefSeq, a predicted model, not a curated record